Penicillium canescens is the source of this 467-nucleotide messenger RNA. RefSeq lists its product as uncharacterized. NCBI's taxonomy places the organism in Eukaryota, Fungi, Ascomycota, Eurotiomycetes, Eurotiales, Aspergillaceae. The record is from RefSeq and is a predicted model, not a curated record. The transcript has 2 exons. Bases 49 to 375 code for a protein of 108 amino acids.
UGCUUCCAGCCAAGCUUUACCCCCAAAAAGCAGGUUACGAACACGAGAAUGAGCGAUCCUGUCCCAGCAUUGAGUGGUGUCGACCCCAGCAUUGGCAAAGGAAAACGGAGAGCCCGCCAGGGUUCGGAAACCUCAUCUUCGAGCAACGACCCCAUUGAAAGUCUAGUGGAUCCUGAGACACUAGCUAAUGGAGAAGGUCAGCUGAUUGGGCCCGCCGCCGCCCGUGAACUGGACAAGAAAAAUAAGAAGGACAAUGAAGUGAAGAAGGACGAUAAUGGCAGCCUUAACAUCAGGAUUCAUCUUGACCUGCAUGCUAAGGUCAAAUUGGAUUUGGAGGCUGAUCUAUAUGGAGAUAUUGUGAUUGGGCUAUUCUGAUUGAGAUGCUGAAGGCCGGUCGCUACCGUUAGCUAAAUAGUAACCUUGCUGCGAUUGUGGCAAUUGCAGAUGUAUGUGAUUGUUGAAAUACC